Molecule: messenger RNA, 693 nt
Organism: Macrosiphum euphorbiae (potato aphid)
Lineage: Eukaryota; Metazoa; Arthropoda; Insecta; Hemiptera; Aphididae
Source: the annotation of a GenBank genome assembly
AUGUACUUGUCGAAUAAUUAUAUUGUCAUAAAAUUUCCCAAUUCGUAUUUUAUCGUUAAAUGCUUCCAACAUCGAAUAUGUACACUGCCCCGAGCAAAUAUUGAUGAAAACUUCAAACAAAUGUUCAAAGAAUCUGAGAAAAUGGCUAAAAUAGUUGGUAUCACUAUUUCAAUUAAGCGUUUUAGUCAGCGAAGCAAACAUCGAGAUAACCCUAGUAUGGAGAAUCUUACACCAGAAACUUAUUAUCGUGUAACUAUUGCUAUUCCAUACAUAGACUUAUUCAUUCAGCAAUUAGAAGCAAUAUUUUUAUGUCAUAAAAAUAUAUUCAAAGGCUUUCAGUGUUUAUUUUCUGGAACUUAUUCAGAAAAUUUUGAUGAACUUUAUACCAAACUCAAUAAGCAUGUAAAAUAUCCAAAAAAUUGUUUAGAAGAGUUGAGACAGUGUGAUAAAGAAAUAUUUCCCAAUAUACAUUUUCUAUUAAAAAUACUAUGCACUUUACCUGUCUCAACAUCCACCCCCGAGAGAACGUUUUCUUGUCUCAAAAGAUUGAAAUCUUAUCUACGAAACACAAUGACUGAUACUCGACUUAAUGGCUUAGCUAUGUUAGCUGUUCAUAAAGAAAUUCCACUAACAGCAGAAGAAGUUUUAAAUGAAUUGAGCAAAAAAUCAAGAAAACUAGAUUUUGUUCUUUAA